Messenger RNA from Cantharellus anzutake, 1568 nucleotides. Its product is annotated as WD40-repeat-containing domain protein. Bases 119 to 1435 code for a protein of 438 amino acids. Gene Ontology annotation, molecular function: protein binding. NCBI's taxonomy places the organism in Eukaryota, Fungi, Basidiomycota, Agaricomycetes, Cantharellales, Hydnaceae. The record is from RefSeq and is a predicted model, not a curated record. The transcript has 8 exons.
GAGUCCAUUCCUGCUGACGCAUGAUCCGGACCAGGCGCAUUUACCGAGGGUAUUCCAGCGCCCGAGCAAGAACACAACGGUACAGGACCACUACGUCGCUUCAGUAUAUAUUGAUCUCAUGUCAACUCUAUCGGAGCGACAGAAAGAUGAGCUACAUAAGUCGAUCUUGGACUAUUUUCAUUCACAUGAUAUGACCGCUUCCUAUUCCGCUUUCCUCGCCGACAGUGGGACAGUUCACAAGCCCGAUGAAACGUCAAAGUAUAAGGGCUUAUUGGAGAAGAAAUGGACAAGUGUGAUACGGUUACAGAAACGGAUUAUGGACCUUGAAAAUCGAAAUGCGCAGCUUCAAGAAGAGCUCUCUCUUUCCCCUGCUCGGCGAUCCAAUUCGCAAGCAGACUGGGUCCCUCGCGCGCCCGCACGCUACACUCUGACGGGCCAUCGAGGGCAGGUCCUUCGAGUCACCUUUCACCCAUUGUACUCGGUCCUCGCAAGUGCUAGCGAAGAUGCGACCAUCAAGAUAUGGGAUUGGGAGACUGGCGAGUUCGAGCGGACCCUGAAGGGCCAUACCCGUCAGGUUCUUGACGUGCAUUAUGACAGUAAAGGGGCGCGACUCGUAUCGUGUUCGUCAGAUUUGACUUUAAGAAUAUGGGACGUUCUAAAUGAAUACUCCUCUCGAACGCUGCACGGUCAUGAUCACUCCAUAUCGUCCGCUCGCUUUGUUCCUGGGGACGAUUUCAUCGUAAGCUCCAGUCGGGACUUCACAAUCAAAGUAUGGGACGUAACAAAUGGCUGGUGUGUUAAAACUUUGACUGGUCACUCGCAAUGGGUGAGAUGCGUCACUCCAUCGGAGGAUGGGCGGUUGUUGGCCAGUUGCUCUGAUGAUCAGACGGCUCGUAUAUGGGAUAUGCAAACGGGGGAAACAAAGAUCGAGUUACGUGGCCACGAUAACUACUUAGAGGUUGUCACGUUCGCCCCCGUCGUGUCUUAUCCGAGCUUAUCGGAACUUUCGGGUGCUGCAUUGCCUUCCGACCGUGUCAAACUUCCUGGACAGUUUCUCGCAACCGGAUCAAGGGAUAAAUCGAUCAAGUUAUGGGAUGCCUCAAGUGGCCAAUGCAUUAAGAACCUAGCGGGUCAUGAUAAUUGGGUCCGGGCACUCGUAUUCCACCCCUGCGGCACCAUGCUUCUCUCCGCAGCGGAUGACAAAACGAUCCGUGUUUGGGAUUUGAAGACUGGCCGAUGCAUAAAAACGGUCGAGGCACAUGGCCACUUUGUUACCGCUCUGGCUUGGGGCCGAACCAAAGCCGGAAUUGGCGCCUCUUCGGGACAAGUUACAGCAAAUGGAACCACCAGCGGAGAGAAGGUAGAGGAAGAUCGCCCCGUUAAUGUGUGCGCAUCUGGGAGUACAGAUCAGACGAUCAAGAUUUGGACGCCUUGAAGGCUAUACUUGGUAUCUGUUUGACGGCUGAAUCAGAACAGGCCACAUGCUUUUGGCCUCCUUCGGGAUGAAAUUUGGCGUCAACUCUUUCUGAACAUUCUCCAUUGGGCAGGAGUGGUCGUAUUCCUUGGUU